Molecule: messenger RNA, 1338 nt
Organism: Hemiscyllium ocellatum (epaulette shark)
Lineage: Eukaryota; Metazoa; Chordata; Chondrichthyes; Orectolobiformes; Hemiscylliidae
Product: potassium voltage-gated channel subfamily A member 10-like
Exons: 1
Coding region: 1-1338 (445 amino acids)
Biological process (GO): protein homooligomerization; potassium ion transmembrane transport
Cellular component (GO): membrane; voltage-gated potassium channel complex
Molecular function (GO): delayed rectifier potassium channel activity; protein binding
Source: RefSeq, a predicted model, not a curated record
AUGGAGAAAGCUAACUGGAUAUAUCAGCACCUCACCAAAAACAUCCUGAGUGAGCCAGACUUGGAGCCGCGGUAUGAGAUGGAAAAGCUGUUGGAUCAGGAAGGCAGUCACAAGGUUAUCGUCAAUGUGGCUGGCAUGAGGUUUGAGACACAGCAGAAGACCCUGGCCCGGUUUCCAGACACAUUACUGGGGGAUCCCCUCCGCUGUCUGCCUUACUUUGACCCCCUCACCAACCAGUAUUUCUUUGACAGGAACCGGCCGAGUUUUGAUGGGAUUCUCUAUUAUUAUCAGUCAGGUGGUAAGCUUCGGAGACCUGUCAAUGUACCCCUGGAUGUCUUCACUGAUGAGAUCAUCUUCUACCAGUUAGGUCCUGAAGCCAUGGAGCAGUUUAGGGAAGAGGAGGGUUUCAUCAAGGAGUUGGAGGUUCCUCUUCCUGUGAGGGAUAGCCUCAAGCAGUUGUGGUUAGUUUUUGAGUACCCAGAGAGUUCAGGGGCAGCCCGCGGAGUAGCCUUGGUCUCUCUAUUUGUCAUCAUUAUCUCCAUCAUUGUAUUCUGCCUGGAGACACUGCCCGAGUUUCGGGAAGGUACUGAGCUGGGUAGCCCCAGCCAUUUGGCCAACCCAACACAAAGCAAUGUCACCAAUACCGAUCUCUUCACCGAUCCCUUCUUUCUCAUUGAGAGCUUGUGCAUGAUCUGGUUCUCCUUUGAACUGCUGGUCAGAUCCUUGGUUUGUCCUAGUAAGCGUGACUUCUUCAGUGACAUAAUGAACAUCAUCGAUGUGAUUGCCAUCAUCCCAUACUUUGUAACUCUCAUCACUGAGCUGGCAGAGCAGCAGCAACAGGCGGGCAAUGGACAGCAGGCCAUGUCCCUAACCAUCCUGAGGGUCAUCCGCUUGGUCAGAGUCUUUCGGAUCUUCAAGCUGUCCAGACACUCUAAAGGGCUACAGAUCCUUGGGCAGACCCUGAAGGCCAGUAUGAGGGAGCUGGGUCUCCUCAUCUUCUUCCUCUUCAUUGGAGUCAUCCUCUUCUCCAGCGCUGUCUACUUUGCUGAGGUGGAUGAGCCCCAGACUCAGUUCUCCAGUAUUCCUGAUGGCUUUUGGUGGGCAGUGGUGACCAUGACAACAGUUGGCUAUGGAGACAUGUGUCCUGUAACCAUAGGGGGUAAGAUGGUGGGGACUCUGUGCGCCAUUACUGGGGUAUUAACCAUUGCCCUUCCCGUGCCCGUUAUUGUCUCCAAUUUUAACUACUUCUAUCACCGGGAAACAGGGAAUGAGGAGAAGCUGAACCCUCAAGAGAGUCCUGAGCAUCCAGCUCUGCUCCUGGCAUCUUCUGUCCCAUGA